AUGACCUCGUACAUUCCCUCCCUCACGCUUCCGAGCUUUCUGUUCGAAAACCCGGCAGCUGCAAUUCUGCUCCCCGUGGCCUGCGGUACCGCGAUUGGCUUUUCCAUCAGCCCGUCCGUAACCCAGGCUCAAUACAAAGCCAUAAGACAGCCUCCUCUGCACCCUCCUGGCUACGUCUUUGGGCCAGUAUGGACCGCACUCUAUGCAACAAUGGGCUACACUGCCUACCGUGCGUGGACCACUGGCGCAACUUCUACCAACCCUUAUACUGUGGCUCUAGCUAAGCAUGGAGCGACUCUGUACUCGAUCCAGCUGGCCCUCAAUUUUCUCUGGACACCGCUUUACUUCAGCCUUGGACGACCCAUCGCUGCCACUGUCGAUAUCCUCGCACUGGGUGGUACUGUAGGCUACCUCGCCUAUAUUUGGAGUCAGGUCGAUCCCACGUGUGGGUGGCUGCUUGCCCCAUACUUGGGCUGGCUCGGUUUCGCAACCUACCUCUGUGUGGGCAGCGGUUACCUCAAUGAUUGGAACUUCUCGAAGAUGUACAAGCAUGACUAG
Molecule: messenger RNA, 558 nt
Organism: Didymella exigua CBS 183.55
Lineage: Eukaryota; Fungi; Ascomycota; Dothideomycetes; Pleosporales; Didymellaceae
Product: translocator protein
Exons: 3
Coding region: 1-558 (185 amino acids)
Cellular component (GO): mitochondrial outer membrane
Source: RefSeq, a predicted model, not a curated record